Messenger RNA from Microthlaspi erraticum, 1014 nucleotides. NCBI's taxonomy places the organism in Eukaryota, Viridiplantae, Streptophyta, Magnoliopsida, Brassicales, Brassicaceae. The record is from the annotation of a GenBank genome assembly.
AUGUUGUCCCUGUCUGUAAGAAGAUCUGUCCGUAACGUGGCCAGGCUCUGCAAUUCCUCGAGCAUUCCGGUUUCUCGAUUCCUCUCUUCGUCUCCUUCCCUUGGUCUCCGUUCCUUAGCCCUAACCACUAGAAACUAUUCCAGCGGAGUUUCGUCUUAUCAUGCCUCCACCAUAAGUCACUACUCUUCUUCUUAUUCUUCUUCUUCUUCUUCUUCUUCUGCUGUGUUGCAAAGUGAUUCAGCACAAGAAAAGACGAGAUCUUUGCCUUUCCAUGAGGGCAUACACUCGGUGGUGCAGAUCUUCGAGCUCCGGAGCGGGCCAAAACCUCGUGAACCCUGGAAUAGUACCAGGGAGGAAAAGAAAUGCCUGGGCUGUGGACUUGUAAUCUCUGGAAGGGGGAUCCUUACGGACUCUCAUACAGUGACUGGUGUUCAUUCAUGGUUGCGAGUGAGAAAGUAUGGCUCACCCACUUUUUACACAGCAAAAGUCGAAUCGGUUGUGCGUGAAUGUACAUUAGCUACCUUAGUUGUUGACAGCGAAGAGUUUUGGGAGAAUAUGCAACCUUUGGAGCUCGGGGACGAGAUACCCUCUGUAGGCGAAACUGUCUCCGUUUAUGGUUAUGAAAAUGACGCCGUUACAAUCACAGAAGUUACUGUAACGUCACUUGAACCUAGAGAGUAUUAUCACGGCACCGCCCAACUAUUGGCCGUACAAGAUAUGAGUUGGUAUAACUCUGGUCCGGUUGUUAUAGGAAAUAAGAUUGUUGGUUUCUAUCCAGGGGUUGAUGAAAUCAUCCCAACUUCAGUGAUUAAGCAAUUUCUAAAUUGUCCUGAGGAUGCUCAACACAUUGGUGGCUUCGGUUCGCUGGAUAUAUGCCAUCAAACCAUGGAGGAUGCUCAACUACGUAGACAUUUUAAAAUGAGUCCUGACAUGACAGGUGUUCUUAUAACCAAAAUAGAUCCACUGUCGAAUGCUCGAAAAGUUCUGAAAGAACACGAUCUUACUUGCAAUUGA